Botrytis fragariae is the source of this 1506-nucleotide messenger RNA. RefSeq lists its product as uncharacterized. NCBI's taxonomy places the organism in Eukaryota, Fungi, Ascomycota, Leotiomycetes, Helotiales, Sclerotiniaceae. The coding region runs from base 1 to 1506 and encodes 501 amino acids. The record is from RefSeq and is a predicted model, not a curated record. The transcript has 3 exons.
AUGCCGGCACCAAAGCUUUAUGGCCGCACUAUUCCAUUUGGACCUUAUACACCAGAGGAUCUAGUGAAGGCACGCCGCCGAUUUCCAGAAGAGAAGCUGGCAUCCAGGGCUCUAGAAAAGUUUGCCCGCGCUAAUUGGGAGGGUUCGAGUAGCAAUAGGUGGUUCUGGAAAGACAACUGCCGCUAUACUUGCGGUGAUGAUAUCAUCUACAAUCAAAUCUGGGUGCCCAGAACCAAAGAAGUUCGUUGUCCUUUCGACUAUAAGAAGUACUUAGUUCCAUUGGGUGGUCCCCCAACACUGUCACAAAUUGACAUACCAAAGCCACAGAGGCUUUCAAAGCUACUCGCGCACAAGAGCGAAAAGCAAUGGGGUUUGCCUCGUGAUCAUCCCCGUCAUCUUUUGAAUUUCCCACAAGAAAUUCUGGACGCAAUUUUUGGGUUCACAUUGAGUACUCAGGAGUAUACUAUUUUGCCUGAUGUCUCCACCUCAAACAAGGUGCACAAGUAUGAAGAUUCCAAACUGCACCAAACUUACAAGUUGGGAAGAAGGGCUUAUGAUGCGGCUCUACCCAAUACGCCUCAAGUCGAAUCUCUCGUUAUAAGCACAGUGAUCCACCAGCAGCGAUAUGACGCCCAGGGGAAAUACUUUGUUCUUCGCAGGGUUUGCCGCCAUCUCAUCGAUGCAACAAUUCUACGAGUUUGUAAGAGCAUCUGCGAUCAGGGAACGAAGCUGUUAUAUGCAGGAAAUGAGUUCGAGUUCAAGACGACGAAGACCGGCAAAUUGGGUGCCUCAGCUAGCCUUUUUGAUGGCAUAUUGUAUCCAAACUCUUUGUCGAAUAGGUCCUUUUGUCAAGGAAGAGAUGAGCCACAAGCCACAGAAUUACGACGACGAAUGGCCGGUGAUGCUAUCAAUAUCAUCGAAAACAGAACACCGGUGCUAGAUCUCGACUUUGACAUGUAUCACGAUCUCUUUGUACGAUUUCUUUGUGUGAUUGGACCCAGCAAAGCCGCCAUGAUCAAGACUCUACAUUUUAUUGGACCUGUCAAGUCACACUAUUGCUCUCAGGACUCCAGCUGUACAAAACUUGUCAAGUGGUGCAAAGAUGACUUGAUCGAGAGUCUUCUCUUAUAUAUUACUCUCAUAAAGAGAUUUUGCACGAACUUGCAAAAGUUAGUGAUUGUCAUGACUAAAGACUACGAAACAAGCGAUAACCUGUGGGGAAGUCGCACAGUCUAUGACUUUGACGAAAGAGAACGCGAGUGUUAUGCACGCCUGCAAGCUUUGCUAGAAAAUCAAAUCAGGGAGUUUGACACGGUCCAAGAUCUACAGGUCUACGAGGAUGACCGGCUGGAAGUAGAGUGCGCAAAAGAAACAGAGGCAUGGUUUUCUGAGAGAACUCGCCAGCGGGGACUUGAGGCGCUUGCAAAGGCAAAGCUGCAGAGCAGGAUGCAGGAUUUGACUGUUGGCGAUGAUGAUGCCACUAGCUAUGUCGAAACUUUUGUCUGA